AUGUCGGCGUUUGUGGUUCCCGCGCGCUCCGGAGCACAUCGCGUAGCUGCGAUCGCGCUCUAUCGCGCCCUCCUCACGCAAUGCUCGCCGAAAGCAUCCCCCUCCCUCCCGCUGGCUGACAACCAGCGCGCCGCACUCCGCAACGUCAUCCGCAACAAAUUCCGACGCAACCGACACGUCCACUCAGCGAAGCACCUAAAGCUAAGCUUCACAGCCGGCUACGAGCUCCUCGACAUCCUAGACCGAGCAUCAUCGACAACACCGACCACCACCACGACCACCACCCCCACAUCCCCUCCACCACCCACCCCAACCUCCCACCACCUCCUCCAAACCCUCCUCCCCCUCGCACCGCCCCACCUCCUCCGCUUCCCCCCACCCCCGCGCGGCCCGCGGCGCCUCGACCCCUCCCCGGAAGCCUGCCCGCCGCCGGCGCGGCGCCUGCUCGCGCGGCGGCCGCUGCCCGCCUCGGCGCUCGGCGGCACGGGCGUCCGCCGCGUGCCGCGCAUCGUGUCGGCCAACCUGUUCCCGAUGCUGCGGUACCGCAAGCCGCAGCCGCGCAGCCUGUCGCGCGUGCUGACGGACAAGGUCAAGCAGCGGCAGCGGCGGCUGAACGUGCGGCGGGAGGCGGAGACGGAGUGGAUGGCGUGGGGGGUGGGCGAGGACGUGUGGGAUAGGUUGGUGGGGGUGGCGGUUGAAGAGGAGGAGGAUGAAGGGGUUGGGAGGAAGAGGGGGAGGAGGGGGGGCGAUGUGGUGAGGGAUGGGGAGGGGGAGGGGGAUGAGGCGUCGUGGACAUACGAGCCGCAGCGGAUCGCGAAGAUGAUAUCGGCGCAGCUGGGUUCGCAGAAGAGGGAGCUGGUGCGCACGGUGAAGGUGAUGCAGGAUGUUGUGGACAAGGAGGCGGAGUUGGCGGAGGCUGAGAGGAAGGGAAGGAGGGCGAAGAAGCAGAGGGCGAGGAGAGCAAAGAAGAGGUCGGAGGAUGUGGAGGCGACUUUUGGGAAGGAGGAUGGUGCGGGUAGGAGAAGGACUCGGAGAAGGCCGCGAUGA
Diplodia corticola is the source of this 1047-nucleotide messenger RNA. RefSeq names its product dna repair protein. Bases 1 to 1047 code for a protein of 348 amino acids. The transcript has 2 exons. The record is from RefSeq and is a predicted model, not a curated record. NCBI's taxonomy places the organism in Eukaryota, Fungi, Ascomycota, Dothideomycetes, Botryosphaeriales, Botryosphaeriaceae.